GCAAGAGGAGUAUACGUGAACCAUAUGCCAGGGGAGCAGACCUUUCUCUCGGCAGUAAUUCGGUUAUUUUUGCGUCUGUUGUGUUAUUACUAAAGUAGGUUACCUACAUUUAAGUUAAUUGUACUGUAGCAAAAAGAAUGGGCUGCGCAAUAUCAGGACUGGCACCGAAAACACUUGGAGAGACAAAAACGGAAGAAGAGGUUGCGCAUCUCAACGAGAAGCAAAUCCAGAUGAUCAAAGAGUCCUGGAAAGUUAUCCAGGAGGACAUUGCGAAAGUUGGAAUUAUUAUGUUCGUCAGGUUAUUUGAGACCCAUCCAGAAUGCAAGGAUGUAUUCUUCCUGUUCCGAGACGUGGAGGACCUUGAGAUGUUACGAACCAGCCGGGAGCUCAGGUCACAUGGCCUACGAGUAAUGUCCUUCAUUGAGAAAAGUGUGGCCAGAUUGGACCAGCUGGAGAGACUAGAUGUUCUGGCUGUGGAGCUAGGGAUGAGCCAUUACCAUUACAACGCCCCACCCAAAUACUACAGCUAUGUAGGAGCAGAAUUCAUCUGUGCUGUCCAACCCAUUCUCAAAGAGAGAUGGACCCCUGAACUUGAGGAGGCAUGGAAGACCCUGUUCCUGUACCUGAGCAGGCUUAUGAAGCAGGGCUACCAGGAGGAGACAAGCAGACAUCACCAUGAGGCAGCAUCCUGCAAGGAAAGGCCAGAGAAGAGGAACACACCCAGAUGAGAGGCCUGGUUAUGGCUGGCCUCCACCCAGAGACUGUUGAGCAUAGCACAAAAAUGUGGCACGUGGCUUUUAGCUGUGUAUAUAGUGUAUUUAUCGCUUACAGUAUUCAUUUUCUACAUACAGUUGAAGUUGGAAGUUUAUAUACACUUAGGUUGGAAUAGUUUUUCAACCACUCCACAAAUUCCUUGUUAACAAACUAGAGUUUUGGCAAGUCGGUUAGGACAUCUACUUUGUGCAUGACAAGUAAUUUUUCCAACAAUAGUUUACAGAUUAUUUCACUUAUAUUUCACUGUAUCACAAUUCCAGUGGGUCAGAAGUUUACAUACACUAAGUUGACUGUGCCUUGAAACAGCUUGGAAAAUUGUAGACCUCCACAAGUCUGGUCCAACGCCUAAAGGUACCAUGUUCAUCUGUACAAACAAUAGUACGCAAGUAUACACACCAUGGGACCACUCAGCCGUCAUACCGCUCAGGCAGGAGAUGCGUUCUGUCUCCUAGAGAUGAACGUACUUUGGUGCGAAAAGUGCAAAUCAAUCCCAGAACACCAGCAAAGGACCUUGUGAAGAUGCUGGAGGAAACCGGUACAAAGUAUCUAUAUCCACAGUAAAACGAGUCCUAUAUCGACAUAACCUGAAAGGCCGCUCAGCAAGGAAGAAGUCACUGCUCCAAAACCGCCAUAAAAAAAGCCAGACUACGAUUUAAAACUACACAUGGAGACAAAGAUCGUACUUUUUGGAGAACUGUCCUCUGGUCUGAUGAAACAAAACUAGAACUGUUUGGCCAUAAUGACCAUCUUUAUGUUUGGAGGAAAAAGGGGGAGGCUUGCGAGCCAAAGAACACCAUCCCAACCAUGAUGCACGAUGGUGGCAGCAUCAUGUUGUGGGAGUGCUUUGCUGAAGGAGGGACUGGUGCACUUCACAAAAUAGAUGGCAUCAUGAGGGAGGAAAAUUAUGUGGAUAUAUUGAAGCAACAUCAGUCAGGAAGUUAAAGCUUGGUUGCAAAUGGGUCUUCCAAAUGAACAAUGAACCCAAGCAUACUUCCAAAGUUAUAGUAAAAUGGCUUCAGGAUAACAAAGUCAAGGUACUGGAGUUGCCAUUACAAAGCCCUGAUCUCAAUUCUAUAGAAAAUUUGUGUGCAGAACUGAAAAAGUGUGUGCGAGCAAGGAGGCCUACAAACCUAACUCAGUUACACCAGCUGCGCCAGGAGGAAUGGGACAAAAUUCACCCAACUUAUUGUGGGAAGCUUGUGGAAGGCUACCUGAAACGUUUGACCCAAGUUAAACAAUUUAACUUUUUAUGGCUGCCCUCCCGCUAACGGGAUAAUUGUCAUCAACAACCGCUGAAUUGCAUAGCGCCACAUUCAAAUAAUAUUACUAAAAAUAUGUAUAUUCAUGAAAUCACAAGUGCAAUAUAGCAAAACACAGCUUAGCCUUUUGUUAAUCUACCUGUCUUGUCAGAUUUUGAAAAUAUGCUUUACAGCGAAAGCAAUCCAAGCAUUUGUGUAAGUUUAUCGAUCGCUCGACAAAACAUUAUGUACACCUAGCAUCAAUUAGCUUGGUCACGAAAAUCUGAAAAGCAAUCAAAUUAAUCGUUUACCUUUGAUGAUCUUCGGAUGUUUUCACUCACGAGACUCCCAGUUACACAAUAAAUGUUCCUUUUGCUCCAUAAAGAUUAUUUUUAUAUCCAAAAUACCUCAGUUUGUUUGGUGCGUUAUGUUCAGAAAUCCACAGGAAAGAGCGGUCACGACAACGCAGACAAAUUCCAAAUAGUAUCCGUAAUGUCCACAGAAACAUGUUGAACGUUGUUUUUAAAAUAUAUAAUAGAUAAUAUAUCAAUCACAACUGUCUUUUUCAGUCAGAGAGGGAAAGGCAAUGGCUGCCCAAACUCUGUUACGCAUACAAAACGCAGCUGGCACCCGGCCAUACAAUGACGAUAUCUUUCUCGCUCAUUUUUCAAAAUAAAAGCCUGAAACUAUGUCUAAAGACCGUUGACACCUUGAGGAAGCGAUAGGAAAAGGAAUCUGGUUGAUAAUGGAGCAAAGGCAGGCUAUGGAGCAUGGAGUUUUCAAACUAGAAGCUAAUUCCUGGUUAGAUUUUCAUCAGAGUUUCACCUGCAAUAUCAGUUCUGUUAUACCCACAGACAAUAUUUUGACAGUUUUGGAAACUUUAGUGUUUCCUAUCCAAUACUAAUAAUAAUAUGCAUAUAUUAACAAGACUGAGGAGCAGGCCGUUUAGUAUGGGCAACUUAUUCAUUCAAGCUAUUCAAUACUGCUCCCCAGCCAUAAGAAGUUAAAGGCAAUGUUACCAAAUACGAAUUGUAAACUUCUGACCCACUGGGAAUGUCAUGAAAGAAAUAAAAGCUGAAAUAAAUCACUCUACUAUUAUUCUGACAUUUCACAUUCUUAAAAUAAAGUCAUCAUCCUAACUGACCUAAGACAGGGAAUUUUUACUAGGAUUAAAUGCCAGGAACUGUGAAAAAAUGAGUUUAAA
Molecule: messenger RNA, 3216 nt
Organism: Oncorhynchus masou masou (cherry salmon)
Lineage: Eukaryota; Metazoa; Chordata; Actinopteri; Salmoniformes; Salmonidae
Product: neuroglobin-like
Exons: 5
Coding region: 138-728 (196 amino acids)
Biological process (GO): oxygen transport; response to hypoxia
Molecular function (GO): heme binding; oxygen binding; oxygen carrier activity
Source: RefSeq, a predicted model, not a curated record